Molecule: messenger RNA, 477 nt
Organism: Carcharodon carcharias (great white shark)
Lineage: Eukaryota; Metazoa; Chordata; Chondrichthyes; Lamniformes; Lamnidae
Product: histone H2B-like
Exons: 1
Coding region: 1-477 (158 amino acids)
Cellular component (GO): nucleosome
Molecular function (GO): DNA binding; structural constituent of chromatin; protein heterodimerization activity
Source: RefSeq, a predicted model, not a curated record
AUGCCCUAUGGGCUUAGUUCAGCACCUAAUGUAUUCCAGAACUUCAUUUCUUCAGACUUGUCAGACAUUGAGUGGACGCUCCACCUACGUGAUGAAUUGAAGAUGGUUGAUGAGAAGAAACCAGCUCCCAAAAAGGCAGAUAAGGAAGCCUUAAAGAAACCAGCAGCAAAGGGCGCCAAGAAGUGGCAAAGGUCAAGGAAGGAGAGUUACUCCAUCUACAUCUACAAAGUGAUGAAGCAGGUUCAUCCCGACACCGACCUCUCCUCCAAGGCCAUGAGCAUCAUGAACUCGCUCAUGAACGAUAUUUUUGAGCGCAUCACGGGUGAGGCUUGCCGCCUGGCCCAUUACAACAAGCGCAGCACCAUCAGCUCCCGGGUGAUCCAGAUCGCCGUGCGCCUGCUGCUGCCCGGGGAACUGGCCAAGCACGCCGUGUCGGAAGGGACAAAGGCGGUGGCCAAGUACACCAGCUCUAUGUGA